This is a messenger RNA of Paramecium tetraurelia, 1695 nucleotides long. RefSeq lists its product as uncharacterized. Lineage: Eukaryota; Ciliophora; Oligohymenophorea; Peniculida; Parameciidae. The transcript is spliced from 3 exons. The record is from RefSeq and is a predicted model, not a curated record.
AUGAACAAAUAAUCUAUAGAUCAUUUCUUUAAUAGAUGCUUAAGAGCAAAUUUAGGAAGAUUUAAAAUGAGAACGCAGAUCUUAAUUAUAAAUGGCAUAAUCUUAACCCUCUUAAUUCCUUCCAUCUUAAUAGCAUAUGCUAUAAAUAUGUAUUCCAUUGAACAGAUUCUUUACCAUUCCUUAUAGGGAAGUACUAUUUUGGAAAUGUCAAAACACCUUGACACUGCUUCAAUUCUGUUGAAUCAUUAGCUUAAUUCAGCCUUUAUAAGAACUUAGAUUUCAUUGACAAACCUUAAUUAGCUUUAUUGGUUAUAAUAACAAAAUGAAAUAAUUGCAACUUCUUAGAUUUCCAGAAUGUGUGACUAUUUUCAACCUACCUUGCCUCCAGAACAUAACUAUUCCAUUCUGUGCUUUUCAACAUUUGGAUAGGAAUCCAGUCCAUAAACUUCUUAGUAAAAUACCAAUGUAAGUUAAUAAUUGUAAAGUGUCACUAAUUUAGUGGGUUCAUUAAUAUUAAGUUCCAUGAGAUUAAAUGAUGGAUAUUUGCCAAACUAAAUUUAUUUUAUCUCUUCCGUUAAUUCAAACUAAUAUGGAUUUUUAUAUCCUCAAUUGACAAUUUAUCCAAAUUAUAAUCCAAAAGAAAGGUAAUGGUAUAAAUCACAUUUUGAAAAUUUACAAAAGGAUAAAAACAAUAAUACCCAAAUAACUAAUAUCUAUAAAUAUUUUGAUGCUCAACCAAUAUAUUCAAUAACAAUGACUCAAUCUAUGUUAAAUUUGAAAAAGGAAGUAGAAGGUUUAUUCUGCGCAGAUCUCGUCUUUACAAAUAAUCUCAUUCCUCAAUUAAAUAUCAAUAUAAUGAUAGUAAAUACAGAGGGAACUUUAAUUUUGUCGAAUUAUAAAAAUGAUAUUGUGUCUAAUUCAUCACUCUUGAUUAGCUUCUAUGAUGAAGAAAUCACUGGAUUUACAACUGAUGAUUGGAAUUCUAUUCUCAAUUAUUAUUACACUAAAUAAAUCAACUCUACUUGUAAUUACGAGUAAUUUCAGAUACUGUGUAGAUUCAACAGCAUCUACAAUAAAGAUGUUGUAAUUUAAAUCAUCAAAUUAUAGAAUAUUGAUUAUUUCCUCAUACUGUUUUACGAUAUUUAAAUUGAAGAAGAAAUUUAAUUUAAUAUCAAUCAUCUUCUACAUAUAAUACAUUAAAAUUUGAACUAACUUAUAUUAGUAACUAUUUUAGCCUCAGUAGGAAUAAUUUCAUUGCAAGUCAUUAUAAUCUAUAUAAUCUUUUUGCCUAUGUACAAGGUUAUAAGUUAAUCACUUUACUUUCUAAAAAAAUAAUAAAAAUCCAAUUAGUAGCAACCUUAAAAUCUAUUAUAAAAAAUAAAUGAAUUUUAGAAUAUAAUCAUUAACAAAAUCCGACCUAAUUAAAAUUAACAAGAGAGCAAUAACGCAUUGAUGUAAUUUAAAUUUAAAUUUAACACCUUAUUUGACAGAGUACUUGAGUAAAGAAUGACUAUUAAUCCUUAAUGCCAAAUAAUUUAGUAAUUUAAGUAUCCUCGAAAAGGUGUUUAUAAUUGUUUGGAUAUUCUAAAUAUUAUAAAGGAAGGUUAAAUUUAAGAUAAUUAUUAUGAAUAAUAGUCUGCCAAUCCAAAAAGUUACUCUUCAAGAAGAUUUUUUAAUUUUAAUGUUGAAUAAUGA